AUGGUCAUCGUGGUAACCAGACUAAAGAACAAUAAUAGUAUUAAUAGUAGUAAGAGAAUUCGAUGGGAAUCGUUGGAGCUAUUAAAUUUUAUCGAUUUUGAUUCUAUUCGUGAUGAAGUCAUUCCAUGGAUCAUGUCACUUAUUGGUCAAGCUUUUCGUGCAGGUGAAAUGGAAUACGUCAGUUACGCCAUCCAAAGAUUAUCAAAUGCUUCAUCAGACUGGUUUACCAAUCACCAUGCUAGAAUCACCAUUGAAACAUUCAUGCCCAUUUUAAAACAACCAGAAACGUCUUUGGAAUUACCAGUCAUAGGAAUGACACUCAAAAUGUUAUUAUCAGUUUCAAGUGAUGACCUCGUAGAAUGGGAUCAACAACAACAACAACCCGAACAAUUUGUAUCAUUAAUCUAUUCAAAUGUUUCUUGUAAAGUUAAAGAAAUAGAUCUAGACAUUUGGAAUAAUGAUAUUGAUGAAAAAAAAAAAAACCAUGAUUCAGACGACUCUGAUGAUUCGGAUUUGGAAGAUUCUGAUGAUUCAGACGAGUACUCAGGGUAUUCAAAAGAGGUUUUAGAUUAUUCAGAUGAACAAACGAUUAAAGAAUUUGCACAGUUUUUAGCAAAUCCAGUUCUAUCAAAUAUCAUUCUAGAGGAAUGCAAAAGAAGAGUGGUCUCAACAUUUUGGAAAGAUAGAUAUGUCUCAUUGUUACUCUAUACUAAAAUGGUUCCCUAUUUGACUGAACAUUAUGACCAAUCAGAGUCUAUUGGACAAGAAAUGGAGAAAAUUAUCAAGGUUUUUAUGUCAACUGCCAUUGAUACCAAUCCUCGAGUUGGAUGCGCAUUUUUUACUUUUCUUUCAGAGGUAUUUAGGGAUGGCCCACAUUUUUCGAUUAGUCUUGUCAAUCAACUCUUACCCUAUACCAUUGAAAUAUUUUUCUUUUCAAAUACAAUUUUUAUCAAGAUUAUUUUAAUUUCCGAACUAUAUUAUUCUAAAAUUGGUCAUUUAGCCUUGGAAGCGAUUCGCGAAUUUGCAAAAAGAAAUGGUAAACGAUUCUCAAAGCAAUUUAAAGCUUUUCUUGAACAUUUCAACGAGAUGAAGUGUGGUGUCGAAUAUGGUAUAUUUUCAGAUUAUAUCAAAAUAUGUAUGGAGGCAUCAGAGACUCUUGGAAAAGAUUAUUCAAUCUACAUUGCACCAACAAUGAAAAUCAUUUUGGAUAUUCUCAAUCAAUCGGUCGGUCGAACUCGCGAGCCUAUUGCACGACUGAUGGUCCGUGCAUUAAAAGGCCUCAGAUACUUUUUAGACUGGACCGAUUCUAGCAUUAUUCCAUAUCUCGAGACAUUGGUCAAUGUUUGUACAAGACUCUCAAUCACCCAAGUUGCAGAUGACCAAGAUAUUUAUGAUGCUACUGAUAUUUGUUAUCGUGCCAUUAAUAAUUUCUAUCCAUUACUCUGUGUAAGCAACGAUAAAUAUGGAAACCAUAGUCAACAAGCCACAACACUAUACUCUAGAUUACUAUCAUGUAUCUUGGAUUCGUGGAUUGGUUCGUGGAGUGACCAAGAUAUCGAUUUGUUCAGUAAAAAGUUGUUUGUUGCAAGAAACUUGACAGAAAUGAUGGCAGACUAUUUCAUGACCUCCGAACAAAUCACAAAUGCCAUUUCAAAAUUGUGGAUUAUCAAAAAUAAGGUGUUUGGUCUUCUUUUAGUGGACGACAGAGAUGAAGACUACGAGGUGGAUCAAGACUCUAAUAUUGAACUACUGGCAAAUCUCUACAAAUUGGUUGGUCAUUUUGUCAAAAAAACAAAAGAGGUUGCGAUCCGUGUCAUCAUAGUAAUGGAUAUUUUAUCAGAUACUUUGCAAUUUAUCAAUAACCGAAAAGUAGACAAUUAUAUCAAGCAAUCAAUACUACAAAUGUUUUCAGAUAUUUGUGAAUUUGGUGGUCAACCAAGUAUUGCAUUGUAUCCUCAAAUCAUUCCAGUCAUGAUUGAAUAUCUUUCAUCAGACUGUGACGAGUCUGCACAAAAUGCAGCAUUUGGAUUGGGUGUGGCUGCAGCCAAUGCCAAGGAGCAAUUUGCACCAUACCUAUUUACAACACUCAGACAACUCAAAGACCUCGUAUCUCGAAAAGAAGACAAGGGAAAGGAAAUGGUUGAGGCAACUGUCGAUGCCAUUUCAGCAAUUGGAAAGUUAAUUAGACAUGUACCUCAAUUGUCUCCAUUGGUACGUAAAGUCAUUCCAGAGUGGUUAGAGAAACUUCCAAUCAAUCAUCACAUCAAAAACACACAAUGUAUCGAAAACUUCUAUCAUAUCAUGCAAUUAUAUCCAAACGAGUGUCUUGGUGAAGAUGAUGAUAAUUAUCAUCCAAUUGUCGACCAAAUUAAAUCGAUUAUAUCCGAAUUUGAUACAAGAUUGAAUCCCAGGCUUCAAAAGUACGGUUUCUUUCGACUCGAUUUUGAUGAAUUGGCUAUUUAUCAAUCAAAUCAACAAACAUCUAAUAAUAUUCAAUCAUUAUUAUCUAUAUUAAUAAAAGACAGAGAGAGAGAGAGAGAAAAAGAUAACAAAUAA
Cavenderia fasciculata is the source of this 2556-nucleotide messenger RNA. RefSeq lists its product as uncharacterized. Lineage: Eukaryota; Evosea; Eumycetozoa; Acytosteliales; Cavenderiaceae. Gene Ontology annotation, molecular function: nuclear import signal receptor activity. The coding region runs from base 1 to 2556 and encodes 851 amino acids. Gene Ontology annotation, cellular component: cytoplasm; nucleus. The transcript is spliced from 2 exons. The record is from RefSeq and is a predicted model, not a curated record. Gene Ontology annotation, biological process: protein import into nucleus.